This is a messenger RNA of Chaetomium strumarium, 1026 nucleotides long. RefSeq lists its product as uncharacterized. The transcript has 3 exons. Lineage: Eukaryota; Fungi; Ascomycota; Sordariomycetes; Sordariales; Chaetomiaceae. Bases 38 to 622 code for a protein of 194 amino acids. The record is from RefSeq and is a predicted model, not a curated record.
CAGCCCACGUACGUGGUAAUACAGAUCUGGCCUAUAUAUGAAAUCUACUAGGCCGCUGAUCAGUUCAAUUCCUCCCCCUUCACAUCAUCAAAUCCACCAACCUCCACGGCACGCUUCCCCACUACACCACUGGUAUCUACCAAAGUAUCUACAGUUCCCCACUGUGAUCUCGGCACACGCCUUCGCCUUUCUCUCUCCUCGGAGUUCUCCGAGAAAGCAUAACUGCCGACUCCACAUCCCCAGAUCCCGGUUUUCCCGUAUUGGCGUUAAGAGUGCUGCACGCCAGUUAUCGCCAAUGGCUCUCCUCAUUUUCGCCGUUCUUUUGUUCGCCGUUAGCGCCAUAGCGCGGGCUAUCACCGAAGCUCCAUCACCGGCGAUUAUUACGCCAGCCCCGGUGGCGUCAUGCCCGUUGACAAGUGCCGUUCCAAGCUGUGGUCGCGAAUGCCUCAUUGACGCUGCCAACGCCGCUGGUUGUUCCAACCUCUUCGAUCUGAAGUGCCAGUGCCAGAAUGCGGGCGCCAUACGCAGCAUAGCCUCGCCAUGCGUCCAAAGCGCCUGUGGGGAUGACCUGGGCGUGUCGUUGAACUCGGUCGCGCAGGCUAUCUGCACCCAGUGUGUCUAGGCAAUACGGAGCAGUGACGGUUUCUUUCUAUCUGCUGUUUGUUUGUUGAUGGCGAUGAAUUUAGUUUAUCCAUACUUUACAUCUCUGCUUUACACAGCACGGGCGCACUGGAAGCAGUGGGCGGAACAUCGUUUCCGGGAUAUCCAUGAGCAUUGUCUUGCCAACUGCGCGGUGAAAGUUCUUUGCUGGUUUUGUCAGCAAGUGAAAGUUGUGGUUGGAGCAGUGGAGAUCGGGUUAGCGAGGCCCCGGGCAUGCCAUAACUCCGAGAUAGCCAGCGCCAAGAGUCUUGUUUUUCCAGACAGCGCUAUCUCGACGGUAGGAUUUAAGCUUACCAAUGACGUACACUAUACAAUACAAUAAGCUCGCCCCGGUCUUUUCUUGCCCAGAAGCGAGCUGCCGAACAA